Molecule: messenger RNA, 4926 nt
Organism: Hippoglossus stenolepis (Pacific halibut)
Lineage: Eukaryota; Metazoa; Chordata; Actinopteri; Pleuronectiformes; Pleuronectidae
Gene: flt1
Product: fms related receptor tyrosine kinase 1
Exons: 30
Coding region: 290-4354 (1354 amino acids)
Biological process (GO): vascular endothelial growth factor receptor signaling pathway; protein phosphorylation; positive regulation of kinase activity
Cellular component (GO): signaling receptor complex; plasma membrane
Molecular function (GO): vascular endothelial growth factor receptor activity; ATP binding
Source: RefSeq, a predicted model, not a curated record
CAGUGCGCAUCCUCUGAUAUGUGGUGCAUACCUCAUCCAGAUUGUAGAACUAUUGUCAGAUAGUUUCCUGCAUAAAAAAAACUUCUUCACAACUGGUCUAAAGGGCUAAUUUGGGUCCUACAAUAUUCCUUCAACAACACCUCACUGGUCGAUUGGUUGGUCACUGGGGGGAGCUAAAAGGGGACCGCGGUUACGCGCCAUGGGUGUGUCAGUGGACGUCACGGAAGUCCACUAUCCGGUGGCCGCACUGUGGGAACUGUAUAAAUCUGCGCCGCUAUCCCACUAACCGAUGGGAAAAAGUUGCAUUGGAUACAGGCGCGGUGUCCUGUUGCGUGAUCUCACGCAGCUCUCCUCAGGAAACCAACCACCACCUCCACGCAGCGACCAUCAGCCGAGCGCAGCAGCCAGGCGCGCUGUGCCUCCUGUAGUCUGCUCUUUGGGGAGGAAGAAAACAGCAGGAAUAAAAACUUGUCAUAUUUCAUAUUCGAAAACUGCACCGGAGUCAGCAGACAUGAUGAACUGCAUCCUCCUCUGCCUGCUUUGUGGAUUGUUUGGCGUUUGGGCAAAGGAUAAAGAACAAAAAGGGAAAUACAGCGUCCCCAUCCUGGAUGUGAAAACUCAUCCGCUGAUCCGAAACACCAGCCAAACACUGCAGCUCAGCUGUAGGGGUCGCUGGGAGCUGACCUGGGCGUUCCCAUCGGGUGUGACCAGAGACCAGGUGACAGUGGAGGACUCUCGCUGUGGGAGGACAGGUCAGCAUCACUGCAGCCGCUUGACGAUCAGCCGCAGCCGGCCUCAGGACACGGGCCUGUUCCGCUGCAGGUAUCGGCACCGACCUCGAAAACAGGCCUCCGUUUAUGUAUAUGUCACAGACAGCCAGCGGCCAUUUGUGGAACAGCCGGGUUUGAGCCCAGAUGUGUUGUACCUGAUGGAGAAGCAGCCGCUGGUCAUCCCCUGUCGGGUCACACACCCCAAUGUCACCACCACUCUGGUCAAGUUUCCCAGCCGGAGCCUGAGUCCUGACCAGAUGAACAUCAUCUGGAACGGUAAGCAGGGCUUCACCAUCCGAUCUCCCACCUUCUACUACAUCGGCCUCUUCUUCUGCCAGACCGUCAUCGAUGGCGUCACACACAAGUCGCAUAAAUACUUUGUGCACAGACCAGUGAGUAACAUCAUGGAUGUGUAUCUGAACAGCAGUGGACCUGUGCAGGCUCUGAAGGGAAAGAGCCUGGUGUUGAACUGCACAGCCACCGGGGAGUUGAACACCAGAGUCAACAUCACCUGGGACUUUCCCGGAAAGAGCAACAACGUCGGCUCCUUUACCAAGAGGCUCCUGAAACACAGAACACACAUGUUGUUCUACAGUAUCCUGACCAUCCCCAGACUCCAGAGGUCAGAUCGAGGCCUCUACACAUGUCGCGUCACCAGCGGGGAAAAGACCAAACAACAAAAAGUCACUGUUACUGUUUACGACCGUCCGUUCAUCCGUCUGAAGCCCAGACAUGGAUCUGUGAUGGAGGCUCAAGCUGGACAGAAAUCGUACAGAAUCUCUCCCAAACUAAAAGCAUUUCCUGCCCCUAAAGUCAUCUGGCUGAAGGAUGACACGGUGGCGGCAGAGCAAUGCUCCCGAUACCACAUGGACGGGAAUUCCCUGGUGAUCCGGGACGUUGCAGAGGAGGAUGCUGGGAAGUACACCAUCCUGGUACGAAUCCAGGAACACGGCCUCUACCAGAAUCUCACGCUCACACUUGUUGUCAACGUGAGUCCUCAGAUAGGGGAGAAAGCGGUGUCGUUGCAGGACCCGGGCUCUGUGCCACGGGGGAGCCGACAAGCGCUGCACUGCACGUCCCACGGAGUCCCUCCUCCACACGUCCAGUGGCUCUGGCAUCCCUGUCCGCCCAAAGGCCUGUGUGUGUGUCCGGCGUCCUCCUCGCUAUGGCGCCCUGUGACAGAGGAUCUCCCCACCAUGUCUACACACAACCACAUCCUGAGUGUUACUCACAGACAGGAAGUUCUUCAGGGGAAGAAAAGGACAGUGGGGGUCCUGACUGUGGCAGAGGCCUUUGUGUCUGGAGUGUAUCGCUGCGUUGCUUCCAACUCUGCAGGCACAGACCAGAUGGACGUCUACUUCUACAUCACAGAUGUCCCAGGAGGCUUCAGUGUAAACCAGCGGGAGGAGCCAAGAGAGGGCGGGGACCUCCACCUCACCUGCGCAGCCAAUAAGUACCUGUACACAGCGUUGUUGUGGCAACGAGUGAAUGACACAGACGACUUCCAAUCCCGCAGCCCCGCCCCGAGAAUUCAGCUGCUCACAUCAGGGGAGUUCUCCAAUGCCUUGUCCCUGUUGCUAAGCAACCUGACAGCUGCAGACUCUGGAGCCUACAGGUGCUCCGCCCACCACCUCCUCACCGGACAGGAAACACAUCUGGAUACACAGGUGGUGGUGACCAUUCUGGAGCCUCCUGUGCUGCACUACAAUUUGACUGACUGCAUGGUCAACGUCAGCAGCUCAGUGACUCUCAGCUGUCCGUCUCACGGCGUCCCACCCCCGACCAUCACAUGGUACAAAGACGAACACGCUCUGUCACAAGGAUCAGGUAUCGUCAUAUCACCAGAAGACGGGACCCUCCACAUUGACCGAAUCACAGUGGAGGACCAGGGGCUGUACACGUGCCAGGCCACCAAUGAGAGGGGGUCUGCAGAGAGCUCUGCCCACAUAUGGGUCAACAGUGCCUCAGAAAGCUCAGUUUUGGAGAUUCCCACUCUCACCUGUACGUGUGUGGUGGCCACUCUCCUCUGGCUUUUGCUCACAUUCUUCAUACGGAAACUGAAACAGUCCAACGCCUCAAACGCCAAGCCCGAGUACCUGUCAAUCAUCCUGGACACAGGAGACGGACCGAUCCAGGAGCAGUGUGAGCGACUGCAAUACGACCCCAAACAAUGGGAGUUCCCUCGGGAGCGGCUCACAUUAGGGAAACCUCUGGGCCGUGGAGCCUUUGGAAAGGUGAUGCAGGCCUCUGCGUUUGGCAUCGACGGCACCACCGGCUGCAGGACUGUGGCUGUGAAGAUGCUCAAAGAGGACGCUACAGCCAAUGAGCACAAAGCUCUGAUGACUGAACUGAAGAUCCUGAACCACAUAGGACACCAUCUGAAUGUGGUCAACCUACUGGGAGCCUGCACCAAACCAGGAGGACCGCUGAUGGUCAUUGUGGAGUACUGCUGCUAUGGAAACCUCUCCACCUUCCUGAAGAGCAAGAGAGAGGUGUUUGUGCAGGACCAGUUGUCCGGAGGAAAAGAUGGAGGGCUGUUUUUUGCCAGGGGUGAUUGUGACGGACAGAGCAGCAUCAGGGCAGAGUUUGAUCACAGGGAAAACAAAGAGAAUGGCCUCGAUCCCAAAUCUGCAUCCAACGCUCCGUUAUUCCUGGAGGAUCUCAUCUCCUUCAGCUUCCAGGUGGCGCGGGGGAUGGAGUAUCUGGCCUCUCGCAAGUGUAUUCACAGGGACCUGGCAGCCAGGAACAUUCUGCUCUCUGACAAUAAAGUGGUGAAGAUCUGUGACUUCGGUUUGGCCAGAGACAUCUACAAAGACCCCGACUACGUCCGCAAGGGAGACGCCCGCCUCCCUCUGAAGUGGAUGUCUCCUGAGUCCAUCUUCGACAAGGUGUUCACCACCCAGAGUGACGUGUGGUCCUUCGGCAUUCUGCUGUGGGAGAUCUUCUCUUUGGGAGCCUCCCCAUACCCCGGUCUUCACAUAGACGAGGAGUUCUGCCACAGGCUGAAGGACGGGACGAGGAUGCGAGCGCCACAGUACAGCACCACUGAGAUUUACAGCACGAUGCUGGCAUGUUGGGAGGCCUGUCCUUCAGAACGACCCACCUUCCCUGACCUGGUGGAGACGCUGGGAAACCUGCUACAAGCGAGAGUUCAGCAGGAUGGUAAAGAUUAUAUUCCUCUGGGAUCGUUCAUGGCUGGAGACGCAAGUCGCAGUGAGACGUUGAUGGAGAAGCCUCUAGCAGUCACAAACCUGAGUUACAUGAGGGGUAUGGCCACACUUCAGACUUUUGAGGAACUUCCCUGUGAGGAGCCGGAAACCCCUGAUGACGAGCAGAGUGACAGUGGCAUGGUGCUUCCAUCUGAGGAGCUGAAGCAGAUGACGUGGAGUAACGGCUCCAAGACCAAGAAAUUCAGCAGGUUCUUCAGCUUCAAGUGUCGGGACAACCAGGUGCCCUUCCUGUGCAGUGACAUCACUGGUCUCCGUGACGACGAGCCGUCCAUCCUGCCCUGCGAGUGGGAGUCAGAUGAAGGUGGCUCCCCUCCUCCGGACUACAACUCUGCCUUCCUCUACCCUUCCCUCUAGCCUCUGCUCUAAUUCUAACUUCACACAGGGUAAACACUUUCAUCCUUUUAACUCACUCACAUGUUAUUCUGCCUGUUCACACUCGCUGCUUCCAUCCACUACCUCAGUAUAAAACCUGUAAUUAAUCAUCUCUUCUAAUUUCUUUUAGGUCAGAAAUAAAACUUACAUUAGUUUUUUUUCUCAGAAUCUACAACUGCAUGAUGAUGAACCAGAGUGAUCAGAGCAGCUGCCCGACAUCACUUAUCCUAUCGCAGUUAUAACGAAUGUAUUUACUGAGCGUAUUAAUAUACUGGUACCUCAUGCUCUGAGCUUUGUGCAGAGGAACACUGCUGUAUGAAAUAACCGUUCCUCUGACACAGCCACUAUAUGCUGGACAAGGUAUUACUCACUGAAUUAUAGUACGUGUAUCUUAUCUGUAUUUAUUUCAGUGUCCUUAAUAUGCCAGAUUUUUUUCAUCAACGUCUAUGUUUUAUUCUCUGGGAAAUUGGUGAAAAAGUCCAAAAAUGUCUGAUUUUACUAUGUUAAAUAAAGUUAUAAAACAAUUCCUGGAUCUGAUCCAGAACUGCACCAAA